CAUCCCAUAUUCCACCGCCGCUAGACUCAUGCUAGGCUCAAAUAUCUGGGUUUAGCAAAGUUUGUCCCGACUAGAAGGAACCAUUAGUGCGAGGUCCUCCAUCUAAGUUGAUGGGCUGAUUGCACUUAGGAUGCAACCCUGAUUCAGGAACAGGCAGACAGGUCAUCCUUUCGGCCUCCACACUCGGGCUGCUGUGGCUGCUCUGAUACAUUCACGGCACCAGGGGGAUUGGAUGGAUCCUGGAUCGUGGAAUUCGUCCAGGGCCCCCCGCUGCAUACUAACGCAGCACUCGUUCUAGACGUGCUUGACGUUUCUUGUACAUGGGAUACAUUGGAUACAUUGGACUCCUCAAUGAUUGGUUGAGCUAAACAAUGAUGGUAGAGCCACGAGCCGACCUCUUGUGGUCUUUGUUCCUCGGGAUUUUAUAUAAGACUUUGUGUCAUCCCGCAUCCUAACUACAACACACACUCUCUAUCAACCGAAUACAGAAACCACACGGCAACGAGCCAUCAGAUAUAGAUACUUUGACUAUCACUCCUAUCAAUAAACAACAAACAAAAUGGGCCUAUUCGCUAAAAUCGCCGCCUUUGCUGCUGCUUCGGCUACUCUGGUUAGCGCCAACUCGUUCACAUUCAUCAACCAGGACGGCGCCACCCGCCACAUCACCUUUACCCCGUCUGCAGGACAAGCACCUAUCGCUCCCAUCACGAUUGGAGGAAACAGCCAGACCAGAGUGGACUUCCCCCAGGGAUGGAUCGGCAAUGCUUACUCUUUCAACGAGGGUGCCCCUGACGUCCCGGGCAUGCUCGCCGAGGUUGCUUUCAACGGCUGGAACGGCUUGACAUACUUUGAUGUCUCGGCCAUCGUGAACCCUAACGACGUUAACGGUGUCAAGGAAAUGUACCCGGCCAGUCAAAUGCAAGCCGCGUCCAAGGUUGCUGUAUCCGGAUGUCAAGUGUUCCCUUGCGGUAGCGCUUACUACCACCCUGACGACAUCCAGACCGUCACUACCCCGGAGGCGGACCUUAUUGUCACCCUCGGCGGUGGUGCCCCUGCCCGCCGUGACGUUGAGGCCAUGGUGGUCCCGCGUAACUACGUUCUCGGCAAGCUCUCUGCGUAAGAGGAGUCUUAUCCUGCCUUGAAAGCGUUGUGCGCCGAGCGCUCGGAAAUGAUUAAACGACUUUAUUUCUACUGGCAUUACCCAUCCUUUACAACCGCCAGCCCGCCGCGAGCCUAGGUGCUUUGCGCAACAUUCACGACCUCGAAGGAUCGUGCUGGUAAAAAAGAAUAUUACUUCCCCGGCGGAGUAGAAGAUGGCAUGCUGGUCAGGUUCCCUUCC
Messenger RNA from Daldinia decipiens, 1339 nucleotides. RefSeq lists its product as uncharacterized. Lineage: Eukaryota; Fungi; Ascomycota; Sordariomycetes; Xylariales; Hypoxylaceae. The record is from RefSeq and is a predicted model, not a curated record. The coding region runs from base 560 to 1120 and encodes 186 amino acids. The transcript is spliced from 2 exons.